AUAUAGGUCUGGGCCGGGGUCGGGCCGGGCCGGGCCCACCCCCUGCGAUGGUGACAUAGCCCCUUUAAGACAGACGCCUGGGCGCGGGUCGGACCCACCCCUGUAGGGCGGCACAGCCCCUUUAAGAGAGGAGCGUCGCACGUGACGCCGGCCGGGCGCAUGCGCGCAGAGGGAGCCGGGCCCCGCCCCCCGCGCGGGGUCGCGGGUGAGAGGUCGGCAAGAUGGCGGCGGCCUGAGCGGGGAGGGCGAACGGCGGCGAUGUGGGCGGCGCGGCGGGCAGCGCUGAGGGCAGCGCGGCGGCCGCCCCCGGCCCCCCGCAGGGCCCUGGCCCGGCCGGCUGGCCCACAGAGCACCCGGCAGCUGAGGGAGGCCGAGGAGGCCGCCCCGGUGUUCCAGUACGCGGGGAAGGCGGCCGAGCGGAAGGAUCGCGUCUUCGUCUGGGGCUUCUGCUACUCGGGCGCCCUGGGCGUCCCCAGCUUCGUGAAGCCGGACGCGGGCUGGAAGAGGCGGCGGCGGAUCCAGCCCACCCCCUACCGGCUGGAGACGGCGGCCAAGAUAUCUUCUGCUGCCUGCGGUUAUGGAUUCACACUGCUGUCCUCUAAGACCGCGGACAUCAUCAAAGUGUGGGGCAUGGGGCUGAACAAGGAUUCCCAGCUUGGGUUCCAGAGAAGCAGAAGAGAUCAAACUAAGGGCUAUGAGUAUGUCUUGGAACCAUCUCCAAUUCCAUUACCACUGGAGAAGCCGCAGCAGACUCGAGUCUUGCAGGUGUCCUGUGGGAGAGCCCAUUCCCUGAUCCUGACAGAUAGUGAAGGAGUUUUCACAAUGGGGAACAAUGCUUAUGGACAGUGUGGCCGGAAGGUUGUUGAAGAUGAAACUUACAGUGAAAGCCAUCUAAUUCAUCAGCUGAAGGAGUUUGACAGCAGAGUUGUCCAGGUUGUGUGUGGGCAGGACCACAGUCUGUUUAGAACUAAGAAAGGUACAGUCUAUGCCUGCGGAUGGGGAGCUGACGGACAAACAGGUCUUGGACACUACAACAUCACCAGUGUUCCAACUAAGCUACGUGGUGACAUUGCUGGAGUAAACAUUAUCCAGGUCUCUUCCUAUGGGGACUGUUGUCUGGCUGUUUCAGAUGAAGGAGAUGUCUUUGGCUGGGGAAAUUCAGAGUACUUGCAGUUGGCAUCUGUCACAGAAACCACACAGGUGAACGUUCCCAGACAUUUGCCAUUCAAGAUUGGGAAGAUAAAGGAGGCUGCAUGUGGAGGGACUGGCAAUAUUGUGCUAACAGAAGAAGGAAAUGUUUUUGUCUGGGGAUACGGAAUUCUUGGGAAAGGACCAAACCUAAUAGAGACAGCAGUGCCAGAGAUGAUCCCACCCAGCCUUUUUGGCUGGUCAGACUUCAAUCCGGACAUCCGUGUUGCUCACGUUCGCUGUGGACUCAGCCAGUUUGCGGCGCUUACAAACAGAGGAGAACUGUUUGUAUGGGGCAAGAAUCUAAGAGGCUGCCUGGGAAUUGGAAGAAUGGAAGACCAGUAUUUCCCCUGGAGGGUGACUGUACCCGGUGAGGUGGUGGAUGUUGCGUGUGGAGUUGAUCAUAUGGUAAGCAUGGCCAAGUCUUUUAUCUAGAAUACUGCUGGGCCUCAGCGCUGUGCUAAGAAGAUGGGGCAACUUGGUGACCAGCUUCUUGGAUAGCAAGACUUGUUCUGUGAAGCUGAGCAAGACGUGACUGUGAGCGGAGACAGCCAUGGUAGUGCCUGGGUAUGUUGUCGUCUCUGCAUUGUUGAAACGCUCCAGCCUGGCCAUAGGAAGUCUGUAUGUUCCCUGAGGAGAGUGAAACACAAGGAGUGUUCUGCCUGGUUCAUGAUGAGCUCCCAAAGAGUCUGGGGCGCAGCUCAUGGCUGGCGAGUCCCUCCCUGCCUGAGGAUGAAGAGCAUCUCCCUCAAGGACGACUGGCAUGAGGUGAAAGCUGUAGCACAGGACAUUCAUUUAUGGACAUGUUCUCUGUCACCAGCUCUGGGGUGUCAGCGUUGGGCUGAGCCGAACUGCUUCUUAAGGGAAGGGGGUGGGGGGGGUUUAUAACUAUUUUUUUAUGUGAAAGAAGAGUCCUGCUGGCUGUCGGGAGCCCAGCACAGCCGCCCUCUGAGCCCACCACCAGCAGCGGUGGGGGCAGUGCUCGGCUCUGAUCCCAGGCUGCUGCAGGCUUUCCGGGGAGGCUCUGAAGACCAAACACCCAAGGAACAUGUUCAUUAAACUGGAAGAGUGAGAACUUGUUUGCACCAUAAGACAGCACGGAAAGAUAAAUCGGAGGCUGGCUGCGCUGCCGUUGCUGGGGAGGGAUGGAUUGAUAGUGACAGUGGCCAGUCUGUCCUGAUCGCGGCGGGAGGCUGGAAACAGCUUAGCUCUGUGCAGGGCCAGUGCUCACUGCUCAAGUACCUUUGUCUUCACGUGUUGACCGCAAACCCUGCGGCCUUUGGGGUUUUUCUAGGGGGGGAGUCCUUGCACCCUUUCUGCCUUCAGGGAUAUGGUGGCUCUUGGUUGCAAAGAGCCCUUUUAAAUUAGCCAGGCUUUUUGGUCAUGCCUAGCAGGGAAAUAGCCUUAAUGGGCUAGAAGCAGAGCCUUGUUUCUUGGUACCUUCUUAGCAAAGAAGUUGUGGUGAGUGCACUUGGGAUGCAGCUAUCUGUACCUGUAGCAGGUACUUACCAAAUCUCACACUGAAGUGUGGGGAAGUGUCUGCUGUGAAAUACUCCAGACAUCAGGCACAGUUACAUCAUUUCUCCCUGUGUGGGAUACUUCUACUGUGUAAAUUAUUUUGGCAAAAUCCAAGCUAAUAUGUUUUAAAUAAAGUGAUCAUAAAGCCUUUA
Molecule: messenger RNA, 2858 nt
Organism: Falco peregrinus (peregrine falcon)
Lineage: Eukaryota; Metazoa; Chordata; Aves; Falconiformes; Falconidae
Gene: RCC1L
Product: RCC1 like
Exons: 11
Coding region: 160-1623 (487 amino acids)
Source: RefSeq, a predicted model, not a curated record